UAUUUUUUAUUUUAUAUACAUCUUUCUUCAUCACAAUGACACUCUCUCUCUGUUGAGGUUUCCCUUACACUCAGAAAAAUAAAUAAAGAUGGACCGAAAUCAAUGACUUUCCUAUAGAUUCUCCAAAAAUUCAAGCUCCUUUAGGGUUUCCCAAUUUCACAGAGAACGUUGUGAAUGAUGCCGGCAAAAUCUGAAAAAGAAGAUCGACGUUUAGACCACAGUGGACCGAGCCCGUUCCAAACAAACAUUUACUCGCAACCUUGGUGGCGUGAUGUGGGGAACAGUUCCUCUUUAGGUGACACUGCAUCAAAAUUGUCUUCAGUAGAGCACCUAAAUGGUUCUCUUGCGAAUGCAGCAAUACAAUCACAAGUUAAUACUGGCUUACAGAAAGGAGCUAUGGUGAACAAAGACAUGCAGACCGAUGUAACAUCGCAAUCUGAUGAAAGUAAUGAACAAGAACACCAUCUCAAACACAUUCCAUCACCAACAACUGUUACCAUGGGCGGACACCUUGAACCAAAUUCCCAGAUGGAACUUGUUGGCCACUCAAUUGUUUUGACUUCACAUCCAUAUACAGAUCCACAGUAUGGCGGGAUGUUUGCUUCUUAUGGAGCACAAGCUAUGGUACCUCAAUUAUAUGGAAUGCCACACGCCAGAAUGCCCUUGCCCCUUGAAAUGGAAGAGGAGCCUGUUUAUGUAAAUGCAAAACAGUUUCAUGGUAUUAUGAGGCGAAGACAGGCACGUGCUAAGGCAGAGCUUGAAAAAAAGGCAGUAAAAGUUAGAAAGCCAUAUCUACAUGAGUCUCGACACCAACAUGCUUUGAGAAGGGCAAGAGGUUGUGGUGGCCGUUUUCUCAAUACAAAGAAGCUUGAUAACAGCGCUACCAAUCCCACAUCAGAAAAGGGUAGUGGAGAUUUGAAUUCCUCUGGCGAUCUGGAAGAAGGAAAAGGGUCACAGGCUUCCUCCAAUGGUCAUGGUAAUGGCCAUGCACUCUCAUCAAGAUAUCAUUCAUCAUCACAUGAUGGCAGCUUCUUGGGUCAGCAAAAGGAAACCACACACGGGAAUAGGGUGUCUAAUGGAGCUGUCUCCAUUCAUUAAACUUCCACCUCGAGUUGUACGGGGCCUUCAGCAUUGCUACAUUGGAAAAGCUGGAGGCAUUAGCCAUGUUCAACUUGGGAGGAAACCUUUCCUGUGCUGUGUUUCUCAGGCAAUUCAUUCUUGGCUUUAGGUCUUUGGUUACUUGGUGCAUUCAUGGUGGUGAGAGUGUAGUAUAUGUGAUGGACUUCACGCUGUCUUCAGACUUGAACUAAUUUCAUCUCUCUUCUUUUAGUCGCUUCUGUAAAAAUGGCAAAAACUUGUGUAUCUACCUCGUAGAAAUUACUCUCGAACGUAGUAAUUCCAAAUGGUCUGCAUUUGAACUUUCA
Molecule: messenger RNA, 1424 nt
Organism: Populus trichocarpa (black cottonwood)
Lineage: Eukaryota; Viridiplantae; Streptophyta; Magnoliopsida; Malpighiales; Salicaceae
Product: nuclear transcription factor Y subunit A-7
Exons: 8
Coding region: 175-1098 (307 amino acids)
Biological process (GO): regulation of transcription by RNA polymerase II
Cellular component (GO): CCAAT-binding factor complex
Molecular function (GO): DNA-binding transcription factor activity, RNA polymerase II-specific; RNA polymerase II cis-regulatory region sequence-specific DNA binding
Source: RefSeq, a predicted model, not a curated record